UUCUUUACCUGCCGUACCGUGCUGCCGAAGUAAGCCGUCACGAAGAGCUCACUGCCCCCAACCCCACCGGGUAAAAGAGCUUCCUGCUGUUAGAGUUUACAGACCUCAUAUCAUCAGAGUCUAAAGAUGCUUUUAGCAAAGAGGAGAAAAGAACAAUAGAACGUGUGCGUAUACUCAAGGCUCUAUAGAGGGUUCUUUAGCAGCCAUGGGGGCUAUUUGGUCCUCCGAUACAAGUCCUGACUUGCUAUCAUCUGACUCAACGAUUCCCACUGAUUCUCAUAAGGUUGACUCACCACCAGAUUCAUCAAAUCCCAACAUGUCCAAUUCAGAUUCUAAAACCCCAGACGACCAAACUCCAAAACAUACUGUAGAUCACCAAUUGGAUACCAAAACUCUAGAAGAAGAGAAGCAUCAGGAAGAUGAAGGCGCAUUGGAAAAAGAAGAAGAGCAAGAGGAGGGAGAAUGUGGCUUUUGCUUGUUCAUGAAAGCUGGUGGGUGCAGGGAGAGUUUCAUAGCUUGGGAAAAGUGCGCAGCGGAGUCUGAGAUGAACGAAGAGGAUGUUGCUGAAAAGUGCUUUGAGGUCACCGCGGCCUUGAAGAAGUGUAUGCAGGCUCAUCCAGAUCACUAUGCGCCCAUAUUGAGGCUUGAGAAGGCAGCUGAGGAGGAGACAGUUAAAGACAGUUUGGAAGAAGAAAAGGCUUCAAAGAGCUCGGAGCAAAAUGCCACUUUGAUCCAUUCGAACCAGCAUGGGAAUUCUAGUGAAAAGCGAGACAGUUAAAGACAGUUUCGAAUUUGCCUUGUCAAUUUAUUUAUUUAUUGAUAGGAGCCUUGUCAAUUAAAAUAGUACUAUGAUCUGUACAUUUUCUCAUCUAAUUCCUAGCAUGGGCGGUAAAUGAGAUUUCCUA
Prunus mume (Japanese apricot) is the source of this 905-nucleotide messenger RNA. RefSeq lists its product as uncharacterized. NCBI's taxonomy places the organism in Eukaryota, Viridiplantae, Streptophyta, Magnoliopsida, Rosales, Rosaceae. The record is from RefSeq and is a predicted model, not a curated record.